Molecule: messenger RNA, 2536 nt
Organism: Rhipicephalus microplus (southern cattle tick)
Lineage: Eukaryota; Metazoa; Arthropoda; Arachnida; Ixodida; Ixodidae
Product: solute carrier organic anion transporter family member 4A1
Biological process (GO): sodium-independent organic anion transport; transmembrane transport
Cellular component (GO): basolateral plasma membrane
Molecular function (GO): protein binding
Source: RefSeq, a predicted model, not a curated record
CAGAAAAGCCGUUCGCGUAUUCACUCACGCAGCAACAGAUUCGGCAAGAGGCUUCAGGCAUGGGUCAACAUGUAAUAGAGAGGUCUGCCAGUUGUGUUAGUAUACGCGCGCAUCAGGAAGCCCAUUCAGAAGAUUAUUUGCUCCUCACACCGAAGGAGUCGUGCAAAAUCGCUGGUCAUGUCUGAGCGAUCGCGCCUGGUGGGGAAGUUCGGCCAUCAACAUCGUCACGAAGAUGAUAGCACGAGCUGUGGCUCGCGAGCUCCUGGAAUCGACGGUGUUCCACGCGACUGCGAACAAGCGCAAGCAGCAGCUUUGUCCCUCCGUCGCCGUCUUCAAACAGUCCUCUUUCACACACUGCGUCAACCUAGGAUGAUGGCCCUUUGGAAGGACCCGAAGGUGGCAUCUGCCACUGGGGACGGAAGUCGGUCGCCAUCUUCGGCCGCCGAGGAUUUGCUGAAGAAGCCACAGUCAGGGCAGGAGGAAAAGAGCCAUUCCAGCUAUGCAAAGAAACAAAGCUCGCCGAGUCGAUCGCGCCACCGCCGCCGCAAGUCCAAGGAUAGGCAGCACGAGGAACUGUUGCUGCAUGACGCCGGCGGCGCGGAUGGUACAUCGAAACUGGAGAGCACCGCCUUGCCGGUGCUCCUACCGGUUACGCACUUCGGCAAGGACAAGAACAAGCCGAUGAUGAUGGCAUUCGGCACGUGCAUGAUGGGCGUCGGGACGCUCACCAUGGCGUUGCCGUACUUCGUGGGGCCGCCGUACUCGUUCAGCCAGCCGAGGCCCGACACCUGCGAGCUGGCGGCGAGCAACACGGCCAACGACAGCGUCCCCGAGUGCGAUCCCGGCGCGGGUGACCUGCGCGAGUACAAGUGGUUCUUUUGGAUCGGCAAUUUCAUUAACGGCAUCGGCACGGCACCCUACUUCACGCUGGGCAUCGCCUACUUGGACGAGAACUUCCGACGAUCAGUGUCCUCCAAGUACAUCGCCGCUUUUCAAGCGAGUGCCGUUGUGGGGCCGGCCACUGGAUUCGUCGUCAACGGGCACUUCUUGAAGUACUACGUCGACCAAGGCGUCAACCCAACGCUGCUCGGGCUGACGCGCGAGAGCACCGCGUGGGUUGGUGCCUGGUGGCUGAGCUUUCUCUACGCAGGGCUCUUGUGCUUCGCUAUCGCCUUGCCCGUUAGUUUCCUGCCGGCGGAGCUACCAGAUCACGCUAUCGUCAUGGCAGAAAAGAAGCUUGACGACCAGGAGAAGCCCCUGGGCCAAUCGCAAGGAAACCUGCAGGAAACAGUGCUGUCUUUGUUGAGCAUAAAGCCGUUCGUCCUUGUUUGCUUUGCCGGGUCCGCGGAGCUGAUGGUUGCAAGCGGCCUGUCUUCAUUUCUGGUGAAGAUGCUACAAGCGCAGUUUAGCAUGACCGCGUCCACGGCUUCAAUGAUUAUGGGCUCCGUGACCAUACCGACGGCCAUGGUGGGAGUCAUGUUAGGAGGCAUGGUAAUUUCUCGCUUCCAGCUGGGCGCCGCGGGCAUCGUGCGCCUUUGCGUGCUCGUGCUCCUCGUGCCCAUCGUUCUGGUCUCGGUGCUGCUAUUCCAUUGCGACAACAUUCCCUACCGGAACCUCCAGUACGAAGUCGGAGUUGCAGGUGUGGCGAGCGUGAACGUCCUCCUCUCUGGACCCGGAACCCGGGAGUCGUUGCAACAGCCGCUGCAGCUGCACCACGACACGCUUCAAUCCCAUCUGCGGUCGCGACGGCUACACCUACUACUCGCCGUGCUUUGCCGGUUGCCUGCGCGAGUACGCCACGGCGAACAGCAGGCGUACUCGCAGUGCCUGUGCGUGAAUCAGACUGCGUCGGCGCCUUUCCUGGCACGAGGGGGCGACGCAGCCAGUGGCCACGGGAGCAAUGCAGGCCCGUUCGGCACAGUGCCGGGCACCACGGUCUCCAUCGACGCUGUGCGAAACAAGUGCCCCAACCCGUGUGGCCUGGUCAACGUCUUCAUACCCAUCCUGGCCGCCAUCGUGUUCGCCACUUUCUUCCUGAGCACGCCUGCCGUCGCGGCCAUUCUCAGGUGCAUUCCUGAGAAAUACAAGUCCGUUGGCCUCGGAAUUCAAUGGAUCAUUGUGCGGGCUUUCGGGUUAAUACCCGCGGGCGCCGCAUUCGGGCACACCAUCGACGCAAGCUGCGUGCUGUGGGAGGAGCCGUGUGGUUCGUCGCAGGGCGCAUGCGCCAUCUACGACAACAUGCUGCUCAACCGCAACGUCUACUUCCUCAUCCUGGCGCUGAAGAUGGCCUCGUUCCUCUGCUUCGGACUGGCGCUCUACUUCCUCCACGAGGCGCCGCCGCCGCCCGUGUCCGUAGCCGCCUUGCCCGACUGACUCUUGCGCGUGAUCAGCGCGCCCGACGGGGCUUUAAGAACGUUGCGGCAACAAACAAAUAUUUUUAUCUCGUUUAUUAGUUCUUGAAACCUUGACGACAGCCACCACUGUAGUCUAGUGGUUAUGAUGCUCAACUGAUCACGCGAGUGAAGCCCGGACGUGG